CCUGGUGAAAUCCGCCUGACGGUCUGUCACAUCUCACGCUGACACCAGGCGAACACUGGGCUCACACAGGGCGCACAAUAAUAUCGACAGAUAGAGGUACAGCGGAGGAGAGCGCACCGGAGCCUCUAAAAAGCUGCUGCUGCUGCGAGAGGAAACGACGAAAUUUUUUAAAAAAAGGAGGAGAAAAAAAAAAAAAAAACAGAGGAAAUCCCCCGAAAGGAAAUGCCAAUCGCAGCCACCGGACAACCAUCGACCCGGGAGCCCAGAGUUUGCCCCCGGCUGCCCUCCACCCCGGAGCCUGUCCCCAAAGGGGCUGAUUUAUUCGACGAGGCGGGGGCGGCGGAGCGUUCAGACUACGGAGGCGCGGAGGGGGGCCGAGGACUCGGGGGCUACAGCGGGGCGAGGAGCUUUGCACAACCGACCACCGGCUCUCCGCCGCAGUCCCCAGCCGCGACCUCCUCCUUCUUCCUCCACCUCCCUCACCCCCACCAAGUGGCCAUGGAGCCCCCCAGGACUCGGUCGCGCUCCCGCUCCGGAUACUACCAGCAGCAGUUCGGCGUCGGGAACAGCGGCGGAGGGACGGUGUCCAACCCGCAGCAGCAGCAGCACGGUGCCGGCUGCGCACCGCUCGGAGCUCACGGCGACCUCUCGGAGAACCAGCAGCGACCACAAGGGAGCACGCCCCCCCCCGGGAUUCAGAGGUUCCCCUCUCAUCCCGGAGUCCAUCACAUCCCAGUGGCGGGAGCCUCAGGUGGAGCGUAUCACUGCCACCCUGACCAUGCAUAUGGAGAGGAGAGCGAUAAGAGCGAGGAAAGCCCCAGUCCAAAGCGCCAGAGGCUGUCCAGUCAGUCCGUCUUAGAACAGCUGACCUCAUCUGCACCCCCACCAUCCACCCCUUCUCCUCCCAUCCGCCCCUGGGAGUCAGGACCCCCGAGUCGCAGACAGCCUCACCCUCACUCACACUACCACCAAGAGAGGUGCCUCACUCCUGCGCGGCUCAGACGAAGCCCGCCAGCGAGGCGUCAGCGUGGCCGUCUCUCCAGACCCGCCCGUCACCUGCCUCCGCAGCACCACACCCCCGCUCAAGGCCCCACAGCUCGCUUGUCGCCGUCUGAACUUCAGGAUGAAAACUUCCACCGCAGCUCUCACCUCGCCUCGCAUCAGACAUACCCGUCACACACUCCAAGCGGUUACGGUCAGCCUCCUGCAGUCGGCGGUGGCGGUUCAGAGGAGCUCCGAGCCUUUCACCCCCCAGCGUUGUCGCCUCAACUACUGCACCCAGCUGCUCACCACCACCCGCAUCAUCAUCAUCCUCACCAGCAACAGCACCAUGCGGCGCAACAGCAGCAAGGAGCCAUGGUCAUGGACUUGCACGAGCGGCUGCAGCAGAGCAGCGUCCCAGUGUCCUACACGGUGACUCCAGUCCCUCCACACGGCCUCCCACCGCCUUUGUGUAGCGGUCAGCAUCUUCCCCCUUCCUGCUCCUCACAGCCUCAAGUCCCCGCCUGCAACGUGGUCUUCAGCACUGGACAACACUAUCAUCCGAUGUUACAGGCAUGUUCCAUGCACCAUUUGCCAGUUCCCUACGCCUUCCCGUCUCUGCUGUCCAGCGACCCUCAGUUCCUGAUAUCUCCUCCGCCUCAUCUGUCUCACCACACGCCCCACCUCCCAGCGCAUGCACAGUUCCUGCCUUUCCAGACUCAACAAGCCCGAUCGCCCUUACAGAGGAUUGAAAACGAGGUUGAUAUUGUGGGAGAACAGCUUCCUGUUGGUGGAAGCUUCAGCUACGCUCAUCACCAUCACCACCACCAUCACCACCAGCCUCCCUCCACGCUGCCACCCUCUACUCCGCUCCAGUUCCUGUCACACCAUGACCCCCUGUCACAAGAGCUCUUUACAGUGCCAUAUCCCCACUUCAUGCCUCGUCGCUUCACGAGCCGACGUUACCGCUCGCAACAAGCUGUGCCCCCCUCUCCCUACCACCCCAGCUUCCUGCCUUACUUCCUGUCUAUGCUUCCUGUGCCCCCAAAUGUGGCUCCUGCCAUCAGUCUAGAACUGGAUGUGGAUGAUGGAGAGGUGGAGAACUAUGAGGCCCUGUUGAACCUCGCUGAGCGCCUAGGAGAGGCCAAGCCCCGCGGUCUAACCAAGGCCGACAUCGAGCAGCUUCCAUCGUACAGGUUCAACCCCAACAACCAUCAGUCGGAGCAAACACUCUGUGUGGUGUGUAUGUGCGACUUUGAGUCUCGCCAGCUCCUCAGGGUUCUGCCCUGUAAUCACGAGUUCCAUGCCAAGUGUGUAGACAAGUGGCUGAAGGCUAACCGGACCUGCCCGAUCUGUCGAGCUGAUGCCUCUGAGGUCCAGCGGGACUCAGAGUGACCUUUAUUAACACAAUCCCUGACUCCCUUCGGAUGCACCAAUCAAUCAGUAAACUCUUAAUCUGUCACAUGACUGGGACCACUCCAGAUAAAUCUCUUGUUUUUCAUUCCACUGACACCGAGCUGUAACUCACCAGGACAAAGCAUUUAGGUAUGUCGACUUUCUGCUCCUGCUUCCUGUGUGGCUGGACUUUUUAGGCCCGGUGUAUUUUUUUACUCUUGUUCUGCCGCCUACUGAUGGUUGCCAUGAAUCGCCUUUGAAACAACUCUUCACAUUGUUUGUUGGACGUCCCCGUUUUUCAUGUUGUUGUAAACCUUUUUCUAAUUUACGAGACCUGCAGAAGAAAAUCUAAAAAGAAAUUGGCAUUCCAAAGAUAAUGAUGUAAUCGAGAUACUUUUUUUUAUUUUAUUAAACUCAUAAAAAACAUUGUAAUUUCGUAUUUUUCUUGAACUCACCAGAGUCGAAGCGGUCUGUAUGAGGUGAAACCAACAUACUGUUCACGGCGUGGGAUGGAAAAACUAACACGUUGUUCUUUUUGUGUGAAAGUGUGUUUCAGCGAGUUUGUUAAAUCUUUUGGGUUUGGUUGUUGACUUGUUAAAAUGUACUUCCUUAACUGGUUUCUCCUCCUGCAGAUUGAUUUAGACUCUUUCAAGUUCAACAUUUUAUGAGUUUUAAAUCAAAAAGGGCCAAGUACACAUUGGGUUUUGUCUUUUUUUUUUUUUCUUUAUAAAAAUUCAUGUCAAUCAAUAAAUGAAGUUUUAAGUGUUGACCUCAUGGAUUCAUCAUUACCCCACAAACAACUUAGUCAUGUUUUGUUGUAAGUUAUUAAAAAUGUGAUUGUCUUUAUUUUUUUUUGUCUCGUCUUCUGUGCAUGUUGUGCAGAUAACGACCUUUUCUCCAUCACCUACAGGGAACAACCCUUAGAUACGUGGGAGGUCUUAACUAGCUGGAGUACGUUUCACUGGCAGAUCUUCAGCACUUUAACAUGAUUUAAAGACCCAGGCUCGCUCUUCCUCCUCAACAAACCAGUUUCAAACUCAUAUUUCCGCACUAACACAGAAAACUCACUUUUUGCAACAUUGUUCCUCGCCACAUUUUUUUCUACAGUUCUCCUCGUACGAAACAUCAGAGAUGCUUGAGGCUAUUUGGUUACCGUAUUUUUGGGAUUAUAAGGCGCAUUAGUUGAAACAAAACGGAUAAAUCAAACUUUAUUCAACUCAUUCACAGUAACGCUCAGCAUUGUUCAUUUGUACCACAUAAAGUCGAUUCGAGGUCCGUAAGCACAACCAGAAUUGAUCCAUAAGUUGCACUGGAUUAUACGGCUCACUGUUGAUUUUUUGAGAAAAUUCAAACAUUUUAAGUGCUCCUUAUAGUCUGAAAAAUAUGGUAAAAGUUUUCACAUCAAACUGCCACACAUUUUGAACAAGU
Nematolebias whitei (Rio pearlfish) is the source of this 3804-nucleotide messenger RNA. RefSeq names its product ring finger protein 38 (gene rnf38). Bases 223 to 2376 code for a protein of 717 amino acids. The record is from RefSeq and is a predicted model, not a curated record. Lineage: Eukaryota; Metazoa; Chordata; Actinopteri; Cyprinodontiformes; Rivulidae. The transcript has 13 exons.